Molecule: messenger RNA, 2166 nt
Organism: Budorcas taxicolor (takin)
Lineage: Eukaryota; Metazoa; Chordata; Mammalia; Artiodactyla; Bovidae
Gene: CARF
Product: calcium responsive transcription factor
Exons: 14
Coding region: 1-2166 (721 amino acids)
Biological process (GO): regulation of transcription by RNA polymerase II
Cellular component (GO): nucleus
Molecular function (GO): RNA polymerase II cis-regulatory region sequence-specific DNA binding; DNA-binding transcription factor activity, RNA polymerase II-specific
Source: RefSeq, a predicted model, not a curated record
AUGGAACAGUCUGUUGAUUCAUUAAAAGUCAACCAUAAUGAUUCUGAAGAGUCAAAAACAGAUUCUCAGCAUCUAACCUAUAUGGACUCCAGUGAGCCUUCUUUUGGACAAGAUGGUUCGCCUAGAGUUUUACCUGUUACUACUCCUGAAGAGGACAGUUCACUCACAUCUCAGAAUAUACCAGGGCCCCUGACUCAGACACAGACCCUUUCUGCAGAGCAGUUCCAUCUAGUGGACCAAAAUGGGCAACCUAUUCAAUAUGAGCUUCAGUCAUUGGGGGAUUCUAACGCACAAAUGAUGAUUGUUGCCAGCCCAUCAGAAAAUGGACAGGUGCUGCGUGUAAUUCCAUCUCCCCAGACAGGAAUGACACAAAUGAUUAUACCUCAGGGACCACUUGUGGAUGAGAAUAGUCCUCAAGAUGUCUCCGAAGAGAAACCCAGUGACAGAAACUUAGCAGCUGUAAGAGUGGAUGCUCUAGCAGACGGUGACAGUAGUUACAUUCUUCAUCCACAGGCAUCCCUCACAUUGCCCAAAAAGACAGUGACCAGGAUACUCGAAGAACCUCUUUUGGCUCCACUCCAGCCACUUUCUUCUAACACACCUAUAUGGGCCUGCCGUCUUAGGAGCUGUGAGAAAAUUGGAGAUUCAUACCGUGGCUACUGUGUAAGUGAGACUGAAUUGGAAAGCGUCCUAACAUUUCACAAGCAGCAGACACAGAGUGUUUGGGGGACCCGCCAGUCUCCGAGCCCAGCCAAGCCAGCUACGCGCUUGAUGUGGAAAUCCCAGUAUGUCCCCUAUGAUGGAAUCCCAUUUGUCAAUGCAGGGAGUAGAGCUGUGGUAAUGGAGUGUCAGUAUGGGCCAAGGAGAAAAGGUUUCCAGUUAAAAAAAAUUGGUGAGCUGGAAAAUAGGUCUUGUCAGCUCUACAAAGCCACUUGUCCAGCCCGGAUUUACAUUAAAAAAGUACAGAAAUUUCCUGACUAUAGAGUUCCUACAGACCCCAAAAUUGACAGGAAGAUAAUCCGAAUGGAGCAGGAGAAAGCCUUUAACUUGCUAAAAAAGAACUUGGUAGAUGCUGGUGGUGUUCUUAGGUGGUAUGUACAGUUACCUACGCAGCAAGCUCAUCAGUAUCAUGAAUUAGAGACUCCCUGCCUCCCUUUAUCGUCUUCCUCCUUUCCCAUAUCUUCUCUUGAAGAAGAGGAAGCUGCAAUUAGAGAUGAGAACUGUACAUUGCCCUCACGUCUACAUCCUCAAGUAGCACAUAAAAUUCAAGAAUUAGUAUCACAGGGAAUAGAACAAGUGUAUGCAGUUAGAAAACAGCUAAGAAAAUUUGUGGAAAGGGAACUCUUCAAACCUGAUGAAGUACCUGAAAGACAUAAUUUAUCCUUUUUUCCAACUGUAAAUGAUAUAAGAAAUCACAUCCAUGAGGUACAGAAAUCCUUGAAAAAUGGAGAUAAUAUAUAUAACUCAGAGAUUAUUCCAGCAACGCUUCAGUGGACCACAGAUAGUGGGAAUAUUCUCAGAGAGACUGUGACAGUUACGCUUGCAGAAGGUAAUUCACAGGGAGAAUCAGUUUCCAGCAAAUUGGAAACAAAUCAGACAAGGAAUUCUUUAUCUCCAGAACCAGCCCACUUGCUCUCCUCACUUUCUUCAUUUCAGCCAAAAAUAUUCACACACCUGCAGGGUUUGCACUUACAACCAAGAUUCACUUCUGAUGGAUCACCAGCUCUAAUAUCAGUGAAUAACCACCCCUCCUCCAGUCCUUCAAGACUUCUGGAUUCAGUAGAAAGUGUUAUAAUGAAUAAUAAUUCUCUACUGCUUGGUCAGACUCAUUGCCUUCAAACAGAUUCACCUCUAACCCCAAACAGUAGUAUUUCUUCUACCAUGAGUAACCUUCCAGGACCAGAUCAAAAUCUGGUUGCAGUGGAUCAGCUGGUAGAAGUUGAAGAUGUUGAAGAUACAGAGACUCUGGAAGGAAAUGUUCAUCGGAUUCUAUUGGGAAACGUGCAGACCAUACCAAUACAGAUUAUAGACAGCCCGCCAGUUCUUAUUGAAGAAAAUUCAGAAGGUACCAUUUCUGUGAACCAAGUUAAGCAAGAACCCAAAGAACCAGCAUUGUCUCUGGAAGCAAAACCAAAUUUGGACUGUAAGAAAUUGUCUGCUACAUAA